UACCUGAUACCUGCGCCGCUCUUCAUCUUCUUCAGGCCUCGCUCUUCAUCUUCUUCACCCUAACUGACCUGCGCCGCUCAGCCUGACCCGAGUCACCCCCUCACUUGUUUCUUCAUUUUCGUUCCCUCACUGCGCCGCUUAACCCCAGAGUCCCUCCCUCCCUGCGCCGCUUAACCCAAACUUCUGUCUUCAUUUUCGUUCACCCCUCACCUCUGAAACCUUCACUCUUGAAUCUUUCACUCUUGAACUGGUAUUUUUAGAGCCUUCACGGGUCUUCGAGUGAUCGGCGAGUCGAGUCUCUAACACCGGCACUAACCGCAAGCCCUGCAUUUCCCCAAACUCAAGUCAUGGAUGAUAAUUCAACUAGUGGUAAUAAGACUAUUGGUAAUCUUGUGAUUGCGAAAUAUAAUGCUGCAAAAAUAAGGCUAGCAAUUUCUAAGAUGAUAACUGUGGAUGAGUUAUCAUUUAGGUUUGUGGAAGGUGAAGGGUUUCAAGAUUUCAUGAAGACAGUUGAACCUAGGUUUUCAAUUCCUUCUCGUUAUACUGUGAUGAAGGAUUGUGUUAAGUUCUUUAUGUCUGAGAAGGAAAAGUUGAGGUCAAUGUUCUUGACAACUGGUGCUCGGGUUUGUCUUACCAUUGAUAGUUGGACUUCGGUGCAGAACCUUAAUUACAUGUGUAUCACCGCUCAUUUUAUUGAUAGUGAUUAGAACUUACACAAAAGAAUUUUAAAUUUUUGUUUAAUUCCUAAUCACAAAGGUGAGACCAUUGGAGAGAAGAUUGAGUUGUGUAUGCUUGAGUGGGGUAUUAGUAGCAUUUUCACUAUUACAGUUGACAAUGCUUCUUCUAAUGAUACCGCUUUGGAUUACUUAAAGAGAAGAACUGGUCAUAAGGAUGGUGCCAUAUUAGAGAAUCAGUUUAUGCAUGUGAGGUGCUGCACAGACAUAUUAAAUCUUAUUGUGUCUGAGGGUUUGAAAGAAGUUGAUGACUCCAUUGUGAAGGUUAGAAGUGCAGUGAAAUAUGUGAAGUCUUCUCCUUCAAGAUUUGAGAAGUUUAAGUAUUGCAUGAAAAGAGAAAAACUUACUUUCAAUGGUUUGUUGUGUCUUGAUGUUCCAACUAGAUGGAACUCUACAUUUAAGAUGUUGGAAGGUGCUGAAAAAUGUCGAAGUGCUUUUGAACUUAUGGAAGAGUAUGAUGAACAAUUUGUUUCUUCGUUGUUUGAUGAAAAAAAUGAUAAAAAAGGUUUGGGACCUCCUACUUUUGCUGAUUGGGAGCGUAUUAGGAUUUCUCUCAAGUUUCUCGAACUUUUUUAUGAUGCUAUAAUGGGACUUUCGGGGUCUUUGUAUGUGACAUCUAAUAUGUAUGUUCAAGAAAUUUAUAGCAUUCAAAUGCAUUUACAAGACUAUAGGGAGAGUGGUGAUUAUGUAUUGAGUGCUAUAGCGGAGAAAAUGAUGAUGAAGUACAAUAAGUAUUGGGGGGAUCUUGAUAGGGUUAACUUGUUGAUGUUUGUUGCGGUUAUACUUGAUCCACGAACCAAAUUGGGGGCAUUAGAAUUUUGGUUCAAAGAUGUUCUUAGUGUUGAGCAAUGUACUAAUAUGAUGAAAAAAUUGAGGCACCACCUUCAGAAAUUAUAUGAUCACUUCAACGUCGGAGAGAGUUCAUCUCAAGUUGAACAUGGUAGUAUAUUUCCUCAAGGUUUCUCAAUGAAUGUAGAAGAAACUGAAAACGUUUCACUUCACUUCAUGAAUAGGUUUCAUAAGUACCGAGCUUAUAAAAGUGAUGUUCAAAACAAAUCGGAGAUAGAGCGAUAUUUGAUGGAGGAUGUUGAAAAACCGAAUGCAAAUUUCGAUAUUUUAAAUUGGUGGAAGGUGAACUCAACCAAAUUCCCAAUACUUGCACAAAUAGCACGUAUUGUGUUGGCCAUUCCCAUUACAACAGUUGCUUCAGAGUCGGCAUUUUGCACUGGAGGGCGUGUGUUGGAUUCUUUUCGAAGUUCAUUGGCCCCAGGAAUUGUUGAAGCAUUGGUAUGUGCACAAAACUGGUUAGGAUCAAAACCCCUAAGUAGUGGCAAUGGUUAUGACACAGGGAUGAUUGAUGAUGCUGAAAGUUAUAAGCUCGAUUCAGAAAUAACUUUGAAGAAGAUGAAUAUUUUACUCGAGGAUGAUUAGUGACUUGAAGUUGCAUUCUGCUUGGUGGCUGUUAUCUGCUGGAUUUUGUUGCUAGGAGCCUAGGCAUGGAGGAUUAGUUAUUUGUUGGCUACUAGCCUGUAUUUUGUAACUUUUAUUUUGUUAUGUAACUUUAAGUUUUAUGUGUGCUACUAGUUUGGUUUGUUUGUGUUGUA
Alnus glutinosa is the source of this 2338-nucleotide messenger RNA. RefSeq names its product zinc finger BED domain-containing protein RICESLEEPER 2-like. The record is from RefSeq and is a predicted model, not a curated record. Bases 789 to 2165 code for a protein of 458 amino acids. Gene Ontology annotation, molecular function: protein dimerization activity; DNA binding. The transcript has 4 exons. Lineage: Eukaryota; Viridiplantae; Streptophyta; Magnoliopsida; Fagales; Betulaceae.